Molecule: messenger RNA, 2020 nt
Organism: Austrofundulus limnaeus
Lineage: Eukaryota; Metazoa; Chordata; Actinopteri; Cyprinodontiformes; Rivulidae
Gene: oclnb
Product: occludin b
Biological process (GO): bicellular tight junction assembly
Cellular component (GO): apical plasma membrane; cytoplasmic vesicle; bicellular tight junction
Source: RefSeq, a predicted model, not a curated record
GUCAGUGCGUCUGUCUCUGUUUGUWGCUCAGUUUCAGGAGGUUUAAAUCAAAGAUCGUUAGCUUUUAAUCAGCGGCGUGUCAGGAUGCCGAGCAAUAAACACAGCAGCCCCCUGUACCCCCCGAGUGGAAGCAAAUACAAAGCUCGUCACAGUGAGGUCUUGUCCAACCCAGCCUAUCCCUACUAUCAUGACAGGAUGCUUCACUUCUACCGCUGGACCUCCCCGCCGGGUGUGAUGAAGAUCAUGUCAAUAAUCAUCAUCAUCAUGUGCGUGGCUAUAUUUGCCUGCGUGGCCUCCACUCUGGCCUGGGACUAUGAUGCGAGCAUGAUGGGAGGAGGAUUAAUUCCAGGUCUUGGAUCCUCAUACGGCACCUCUUACGGUUCAUCAUACGGAGCAUUCGGAGGCGCUUCCAACAGCAAUUAUGGUAGCUCCUUUGGUGGUGUCCCCUAUGGCAGUGGCCUGGGUGGUUCCUAUGGUUAUGGUGGUUACACACAGAUUGACCAAGUCAGUGGAAAAGGYUUCAUCAUCGCCAUUGCUGCACUGACUUUUAUUGGCGUGCUGGUCAUUUUCGUCCUGGUGGUUUCGAGGCAGAGUACCGCUCGUUCCGUGAAGUUCUACCUGGCUGCCACCAUCAUCUGCGCCAUCCUGGCCUUCCUGAUGCUCAUCGCCACCAUUGUGUAUCUCGUGGCCGUGAACCCAAUGGCACAAACCUCAGGAUCUAUGAUGUACAACCAAAUAAUACAGCUGUGUGCGCAGUACCAAAACCAGCCCCAGGCCCAGGGGAUCUUCAUCAACCAGUACCUCUACCAUUACUGUGUGGUGGAGCCCCAAGAGGCCAUAGCCAUCGUCCUGGGUUUCCUGGUGUGUGUUGCCCUCAUCAUCCUGCUGGUGUUUGCAAUCAAAACCCGUGGACAGAUCCUGUACUGGGGCCCAGAACGAAUCCUGUGGGAGGACGUGAAGGUGGUUAAUUCUGAUCCGAGGAACAGCGUUGGAUUGUGGGUGAGCAAAGUGUCCGGUGAGCCAGACGUGAUGCUGAACGACCGCAAUGACAAAGUUGGAGGUUCCAGAGAGUUUCUGGACCAGCCGGACUACACCAAGCCUCUGUACCUGCCAGGGGACUCAGAUAUCAGCAGCUCUGUUGGGGGGAUGAGUCCUCGGUUGAAGGACUACGAUACUGGAGCCGAGUCUGGAGAUGACCUGGAUGAGGAGGACUUCAGUGUUUUGUUUCCAUCCAUCAUUGACGAACACGAGCGUCUGAGCUACAAGCGAGAGUUUGACCGGGACCAUCUGGAGUACAAGAAGCUGCAGGUGGACCUGGACAGCAUAAACCAGGACCUGGCUGAGGUGGAGGGAGACCUGGGCCGACUGUCUGAGGGCAGUCCCGAGUUCCUGGACGCUCUGAGUGAAUACGACAAACUUAAGAACCUGAAGAAGUCUUCAGAGUACCAGGUGAAGAAGAGGUGUAAAUACCUGAGAUCCAAACUGUCUCACAUCAAGAAGAUGAUCAGUGAAUACGACCGCCGCCUCUAAAGCACUGAGCUGUAGAACCCCCUCCCCACCACCCCCACCUGUCUGCUUGAUUUUCAUUUUUAAUUCAGUCAGAACCCUUCAUUUYGUUUUCCCCACAAAACAACUGAAUAAAGUGUUUGUUUGUUUUUCUUUUUGUAUUCUCUGCAGCCACUGAGCAGUUUUAAACCUCUGAGCUCCAUGAAUAAUAGCUUUAAAGACCAGAUCAUGUGAAUUAGUUAAGUUUUAAAUGAAUUAUUUUAGUCAUUAAUUUGAGGUGUUUGAGGUAUAGCGUUUUAGCCAUGUUUCUGUAUAUUUUGCAGUCUGUUUGAAUUUGUAAAUACUUGGAUUUUAUUCUCUGCAGCAGAAUUCUGGGUUUUUCAGUGUUUUCUUUAGAACCAUGUUAAUGAUGGACAAUUAAAAACUCAAGCAGAAAUAUUUUUUAACCAUGUCUUUGCUGUAAUAAAUUUAAUUUUGAUAUCAAGUAAUUAAACCAUCUUACGUUUUUGCUUCA